This is a messenger RNA of Paramormyrops kingsleyae, 9937 nucleotides long. Its product is annotated as protocadherin Fat 4. NCBI's taxonomy places the organism in Eukaryota, Metazoa, Chordata, Actinopteri, Osteoglossiformes, Mormyridae. Gene Ontology annotation, biological process: cell migration; homophilic cell-cell adhesion; cell morphogenesis. Gene Ontology annotation, cellular component: adherens junction; catenin complex; plasma membrane. Gene Ontology annotation, molecular function: cadherin binding; calcium ion binding; beta-catenin binding. The record is from RefSeq and is a predicted model, not a curated record.
CUGAGUUAGCAUCGGUGAAUGGGGAUGUUUUGCAAGGCAGGUUCACUAAGAGCAAUCUCUGUAAGUGUCAGGUAUAUAUAAUACCCAAAAAAGAAACUUUCGGUAGCGCUUUUUAUAAAUUUCAAUAAUUGUGGACCAAACGUCUAGGAGGUCUGAAAGAAUGUACGCAAUAUACGUACUUUAAGGAUUAAGUAUACUGUUCGUCAUGGUGUGUGAUCAAAGGACAAGUUGUCAUUGUAAUGCCCAACAACAGGGAGUCCCCAGGGAGGAGAAUAAUGCAACAUAGUGACGUUUAAUGGAGAGGCAGUGAAAGAGAUCUUGGGGAAGCUAGCUCAGUUAGAAAGAUAAGUGUCUCAACUGACAGUAUAGUGCUGCUGUAUUAAGAAUAGGGUCAGACAUACCGGCCUUUUUCUGCUUGGUGACGAGUAUAGGUGCUUAAAACGAGUCAUCUUGGUUGUGGUAGACUGAAUGACUGGUAUAUGUUUACAAAGGUUUUGAACAUCCUUGUUGCCUGUGUUGCUGUUCUGGAUAUGAUUGAUGGCCAUUAUUUUAAGGAUUGGAGUUAUAGUUUUGGUGAGAAAAACUCACUUGCAAUGGAUCCUCUGCACCAAAAUGCCUCUGCAGGCAAGUUGGGUGCAAGUGGCUUUGGUGUAUACCGCAGGAUUAAGCGCUCAGCCUGGCUGGCUUUCUCUAAAUCUGUGUACUCUUUUGAAGUAAGAGAGGAUACAGCCCCAGGAGCAGUGGUGGGGAGGAUUGAAAGGGGUCAGCCUUUGGCAUACACCGUGCUGGUGGAUGAUGACGGGAGUGGCCUGUUUCUGCUGAAUCCAGUCUCCGGCGAGUUUACGUUGACCCGUGCCUUGGACUAUGAGUCCGAGCAGCACUACAUCCUCACAGUGGGAUCGCGCAGCCGUGCUGCUCAGCCAGCCAGGCUCAGGGUGUAUUUCAACAUUAUCGAUGUCAAUGACAACCCACCCAUUUUCAGUUCGGACAGCUACUCAGCUGCCGUGGCGGAGGAUGCCUCUCUGGGCACCUGUUUCCUCAUCCUUAAUGCCACAGAUGCAGAUAGCGGCGUGAAUGCAGAACUGAACUGGACAGUAGCCGCAGGAAAUGAACAUGGCAGAUUUGCAGUGAGUCACAGUGGUGCUCUUUGUCUGCAGAAAGAGCUUGACAGGGAGACAAUGUCUUUAUAUAUUCUGACAAUCCAGGUGAGUGACUGCGGCCAGCCUUUGAGCUCACGUCUUACCGGCACAGCACGUGUUACUAUACUUGUCAAGGAUGUGAAUGACAAUGCGCCAUCCUUCAAGUCCACUGGCAUGAUUCAUAUCCCAGAAGACACUCCACUCCACACAGAAAUCAUGGUCGUUCAAGCAGUGGAUCUGGACUCUGGAUUAAACGGUCAUGUAUUAUACGAGCUGCAAAAUUGGUCUGGAAGCAGAUUCAGAAUUAACUCCACAACUGGCACAGUUUAUCUGGAAGAACCACUGGAUAGGGAAUUAGUUCAUGUUUUUAAGGUUCGUCUAACGGCACGAGAUGAAGGAAUUCCCCAGUUGUCCACUUCAAUGAACCUAACAGUUUUUGUUGAGGAUGUGAAUGACAAUGACCCAGCUUUUUCCAGGAGCUUGUACAAUGUGACAGUAAGUGAAGAUCUCCCAAGAGGGACCAGUCUACUCCAGGUACAUGCUUAUGACGCUGAUGCAGGGCCCAAUGGACUUCUGCAGUAUCAUCUAUCCCAGGACUCACCAUUCCUGUUGGAAGCAGUGGGUGGGGUUUUGUCUCUGAAGGACAAGCUAGACCGUGAAAGGCUCCCUACACACAUACUUACUGUUUUUGCUGUAGACCAGGGAGUUGCUAAGAGGUCUGCUACAGCCAUUGUCCAGAUUACCGUCACUGACAUCAAUGACUGUGUUCCUCUCAUAUCUCCACCAUCAGUGACACUCCAUGUAUUAGAGAAUGAGGACUCCCCUCAAAUUAUUCAUCAGGUAUCAGCUGUUGAUGAAGAUCUGGGUCUGAACACCCUGCUGUUGUUUUUCAUUGAUAUGGGUAAUGAGGAAGACCUCUUCUCACUCUCUCCCAAUGGAACACUUCAAAUGCUUCAAAGUCUGGAUAGAGAGCAGAGAAGCCAGUACACAUUACAUAUAAUCGCUGUUGACUCAGGCACGCCACCUUUAACAGGAACUGGCACCAUACAGAUCAUAGUGGAUGACGUCAAUGAUAACCCACCGAUAUUUGUUGAAAACUUAAUUACUGCUGUUGUGAGAGAAGACAUUCCUACAGGAAGUACAUUCUCAAUGAUACAUGCCUCUGACCUUGAUGAUGGUAUCAAUGGUGAAAUAAGGUACUUUAUAGAAAACGAGAAUGUUCCUUUCAGCAUUGAUGACUUGGGACAUAUGAUCACCACAGCUGCCUUAGACAGAGAGGCCGUGAAUAGCUACAGGCUGACUGUGGUAGGCAGGGACAUGCAUCCUACCCAUCCCCUAAACAGCUCAGUCAUGGUGUCUGUGAAAGUGAGCGAUGUCAAUGAUCAAUGGCCCAGGUUUCUAAAUGGUCCGUAUGUGGCUAAUAUUCCCAUCACACUGGUCAGAGGUUCAAUUGUUUGUGCUGUAAGUGCAAUGGAUGAGGAUACUGGAGUAAAUGCACAGCUCACUUUUUCCUUAUUUGGCCGACAUGCAGAUUGGUUCUCCAUCGAUCCAUUUACAGGGACAGUUUUUACUUCUGAUGAACUUAAGGUAGAAGAUGACAUCACAAUUGGUGUAAGAGUCGAAGAUGGGGGCAACGAUCCAAAGUCUGACAGCACAACUGUUACGAUCCGGUUCCAGAAUGUGUUGGAAUUUCCACUUUUGACAGUGGAUGCCUUUGAAUACUGGGUAUCGGAAGAUGAUCCAUUGGACAUGCUUAUCACUAUAGUUACAGCGGAAACAACCAGAAAAGGCCCAAUCUCAUACUAUCUGGCCUCUGGAAACUUUGAGAUGAUGUUCCGACUAGACCAAGAAACGGGGGAGCUGACAAUAGGAGCCCCUUUGGAUUAUGAAUCUUAUAAGGAAUUCCAACUUUGUAUUGAAGCUAGAGAUGCAGGCUUUCCUCCUUUUUCCACUUAUGCUGAGGUUUUCAUACAUGUUAGAGAUGUGAAUGACAACUCUCCAGUUUUUACCAAGAGUGUGUACAUGUGUGAAGUGUUUGAGAAUCUACCAGCAAGCGUGGUCUGUGAAGUCCUGGCUAUCGAUGCAGAUUUAGGAGUUUACGGGGAGGUGGAAUACAGCAUUGUUAUCGGGAACGUGGAUGGAGAUUUCACGAUUAACACAAACACUGGCAUUAUACAAACAUUAAGGAGCUUAGACAGGGAAAAAAAUUCGGGUUAUAAAUUAACCAUUCAAGCAGUAGACAAGGACAAUACUCUGAACACAGGCACUGCAAUAGUGUAUGUAACUGUUCUGGAUAAAAAUGACCAUGCUCCUCGGUUUUUACAGAUCUUUCAUACUGAGGUUUCUGAAGAUGCACCAAUCGGAUCCACUGUCAUUCAGAUAACCUCCACAGAUGAGGACAUUGGUGAAAAUGCUGUUAUUUCCUAUACAAUUGUCAACAACCAGUCAUCAAGUGUGAGGUUUCCUUUUGCUAUUGAGAAAACCAGUGGGAGCUUAGUAAUCGUACAGACUUUAGACAGAGAGAUUCAGAGUCGCUACAUAAUUAAAGUUAUUGCUAAUGAUUCAGCUUGGAGCAUUGGUACAGAUGUCACUGUAGAUAUUUCAGACAUCAAUGACAACAGUCCUGUAUUUUCACAGUCCCAAUAUGCUGUGACUAUUACAGAAACCAAAAACCAAGGGAUAUUUGUAAUGCAGGUCAAAGCCUCAGAUGCUGACAUCGGACAAAAUGGGCAAAUUCUGUACUAUAUUGAGCCUCCAGAUUACUUUUUUGGAGUAAAUGCAUCCACCGGAGACAUUGCAACCAAGCAGCCAGUCUUGCUCAACAAACUAGAAUCUCAGAGCCUUAGCUUUACAGUAGUGGCACUAGACUGUGGUGAAGAUCCGUAUCGAAGUAACACAACUGUCAUUGUGACCAUUGUGCCUUACAAUUACUUUGCACCAAUUUUUCUGCCUUUUAGCCCUGUGCUACAUAUCCCUUAUAAUUUGGAUGUGGGAACUACAGUGAUCCAACUGUCAGCUGUGGAUGAGGAUUAUCAGUCCAGGGCCACAGCUGUAGAGUAUACAGCUAUUGGUGGAAAUGCAUCUGUUUUCUUUGAAGUGGAUAUUUAUAGUGGACAGGUACGCCUGAAGGAUUUUCUGAGGCAAAGCCUGAAUACCAUAUUAACCCUCAUUGUUUUGGCAAAAGACAAAGGUAUGCCCCCUCUUUCAUCUGAAACGAAUGUUAAUUUUGUCAUUACUGAGAAGAACCGCUUUUCUCCACGUUUUUCUGAACCUUUGGUCUUGUUUUUGGCCCCAGAGGAUGUGCCUGUAGGCUUCGUUAUUGGGAGGGUUCAUGCUGAAGACAAAGAUGAUGGAAUCAAUGGGCUUCUGUCUUAUGCUUUUAAAAGUGGGAAUGACAAUGAGUUGUUUUCCAUUGGACAAACUUCUGGUCUGAUUACACUUAUUAAAGGGUUGGACUAUGAAAUAAAAGUAGUUCAUCUCCUUUGUGUCAUUGCCAAGGAUGGAGGCUGGAUAUCAGAAACAGGAGAACUUAAUGUUACAGUCGUUGUCGAGGACAUGAACGACAACCCUCCAGUUUUCUCUACUAUGGAAUACAGAGCACUGGUGUCAGAAAAUGCACCGCUAGGAACAACAGUCACACAGGUAAAAGCUAGCGAUAGGGAUUCUGGAGCAAAUGCAGAAAUAACCUACUCACUGUUGACAGGAGAUCAAGACUUAUUCUCUGUGGAUUCCAAAAAUGGGACCAUUACCACUCGUGAUAUGUUUGAUUUUGAAGUGCAUCAAGCUUUUGAGCUGUCAGUGAAGGCCUCCAACACUGGAACUUUAGCCCAUUUCAGUGUGGUGCAUGUCUAUAUCCAAAUCACAGGGCUUAAUGAAUUUGUUCCAAAAUUUGGAAAAAGCCAGUAUAACUUUACUGUUUCUGAAAGUAUGCCUGCAGGUACUCGACUUGGCAAAGUGUCAGCCACAGACUACGAUCUGGGCCCUGACGGAGAACUUUUUUAUAUGCUAAUCGGCCCAAGCAAAAGGGCUAUGUUCAAUAUUGACAAACAUAGUGGAGAAAUAUUUAUUACAGGUGAUUUAAGGAAACACAGUCAUACUCCAGUGGUUUUACAAAUUUUGGCAAAGAACAGGGGUAGUAUUAAUGGGACUGACAUUGACGAAACCCUUGUUUGGGUCAAUGUCUUGGAUGCAAAUGAUCCUCCUAAAUUUCACUUUGAGCAGUACAUUGCAGAAAUUAGUGAAGACUGUGCUCUAGGGGCCUUAGUCACCCAAGUACAAGCUGAAGACCAAGACUCUAAAAUAGAGUGGCGCCAUUUUUUUUACAGGAUUGAGCGUGGGAACACAAACAGAUCCUUCACUAUUCAUCCUGUCACUGGAGACAUCACUGCAAAUGCCUUCUUGGACAGGGAAAGGUGGCCUGUUUACAACCUGACUGUUACGGCUAUUGACAGUGCAUCCCCACCAGCCACAGGAAGCACAAAUGUUGUUGUGAUGGUGCAGGAUGUUAAUGACAAUGCCCCAAUGUUGUAUUCCACUGAAGUUUCUGUGCUAGAGAAUCAGCCAUAUGGAACUGUUGUUACAAUUUUAAAUGCCUCUGAUGCUGAUAUUUCCCCAAACCAAGGGCCGUUUACAUACCAACUUUUGAAACCUGUCGUAGGAAGUGGUUUCUCACUGACACUUGAUGGAAUAUUGUCCACCACGCAGCCAAUGGAUUGUGAACUUAACCCAAAGUACUCACUCCUUGUGGUGGUCCAAGAUGCUGGUGAUCCCCCCUUAUCGUCUACAGCAACAGUUCAGAUCAGGGUUUUAGAUGAGAAUGACAACCCUUCUGCUCCAAGGAACAUAUACAUUGAGGUCAAGUAUUAUGGCAAGUCUUUCCCGGGAGGACUCAUUGGUAAUGUCCAACCAAAUGAUCCAGAUGAGAUGGAUGUGUUCAACUGCAGCAUCAAAACUGGACCUACACACAUGUUUAGCUUUCCUUUGGGUAACUGUGACUUGUGGUCAUCUCCAUAUGAGGGAGAGGCCACCUAUAAUAUUAGUGUUGAAGCAAAUGACUACAUUCACCCCACAGUUAAUAGCAGCAUCUAUGUGAAUUAUAAAGGGUUCAUUGAUGCUUCAGUGAACAACUGUGUGUUUUUUUAUGUUUCUUCUCCAUCUUUCAAUGAUUUCUUGUCUUUUAAGUAUCUGAAAUUUAUAAAAGCUUUAGAUGGUGUCUUUAACCUCCAGGCUUCUAAAAGCCACGUGUUUGGGGUUAAGGAUUUAGGAGAAUCUGUUCUUCUUUUGGCUGCAUUUAAAAGCUACAAUGGACAGUAUCUCAGUGGGAAAGUGGCAAGUAGCCUCUCUGCUGCUCAGAAGAAAGUACUGGAAGCUCGGAGUCAUGUGAAAAUCUCUCACAUUACCAGCAACCCUUGCCUCAUUAGUCCCUGUCAAAAUGGGGCCACCUGUAGCAGAAGUAUUUACAUCAGCCAAGACUUUGCAGUUUUGGAGAGCCCAGCAGUCAUACUGGUUUCCCCAAGGCAGGUGGACAUAUUUAACUGCUCUUGUUUGACUGGUUUUACUGGCACAAGGUGUGAAACAGACAUUGAUGAGUGCAACAAAGAUCCAUGUAAACAUGGGGCCACCUGCAUCAAUUACCCUGGUGGUUUUUCCUGCCAGUGCAUGAGGGGUUUUACAGGCAAGCACUGUUCCAGUGAUAUUGAUGAAUGCCAGAGCAUCCCCUGCAGCAAUGGGGGAACCUGCUUAAACAUAGCAGGGACAUUUCACUGCUCCUGCCAGUUUGGAUUUGAAGGGGACCUCUGUGAGCAUGUUGUCGACCAUUGCGUGUCAUCCCCUUGCCUCCAGGGAAGUUGCAUUAAUAUUCCCAUAGGAUACACUUGUGACUGUCCAUUUGGUACAGGUGGAGAACACUGUGAGGUACAGAGCUAUGGCUUUGAGGAGCUGUCAUACAUGGAAUUCCCCCCUCUGGAUCCCAGAAAUAAUGUGAUCUUCUUUGAGCUGGCUACUGUGCGGGAAAAUUCUCUGCUUUUGCACAACCAUGGUGAUAAUUCAUGGGACCAUUCAUGGGAUAGUUCUGAAUUUUUGGCUCUGGAGCUCAUUGGUGGGGAAGUUCAGCUUUCCUAUAACCUCGGUGAUGGAGUGGUGAGGUUGAAAACACAGAAGAAGUUGACAGAUGGGCUGUUUCACAGCAUCACUGUCAGGAGGACAGGAAAGUCUGCCUCUCUCCAAGUGGACAGCUGCCCUGGUGAUAAGCCCAUUGGAUACUGCUUUUCCCAAACUGAGGGAGUUGGCAGUAAAAGAACCCUUGAUGUUGGUUCAAUUAACAUGACAUUUGGUGGGAUCAAGUCCAUCGAGGCCAUUUUGUUGCAUCCUGCUCAAAUCAGGACUCAUGACUUUGUUGGAUGUGUGAGGAGUGCCAAGGUGAAUGGCAAACUGUUGGACUCCUCAGAAGCCUUGGCAUCUUACAAUGUGCUGGAGGGCUGCCCUCGUGCUACAACUGCCCCCUGUCACGGUGGUGUCUGCCUAAAUGGGGGGGUGUGCCUGGACCACUGGAGCCACCAUUACUGCCAGUGUCGUGAACUCUUCACUGGGGUCAACUGUGCCACAGCACUGACAGAGAACAAUGCAGUGAGACUCAAUGGGCAGUCCUACAUUGAAUAUGUUAUUAAGGAGAGCUACAAGAGAGAGCAGCAUCUUACAAACCUGAAGAAGGGAGGAGAUACAAUUGCUGCAGUAGCAGUCCACAUGUCUCGGAUGGAGGUCAAAUUCAUAACUACUGAGCAUGAAGGAGUCUUAUUCUCCUACUGGGGAAGACGAGGUGGUGCAAUACUUGGGAUAAAGGAUGGGAAGCUUGUCUACCGCUCGAGUGGCAAUGUGUCCAGCCACCUGACAGAGACCUUUGUGAAGACUGAGCUGCACCAGGCUCGUUGGCAUGUUCUUCACCUUGACAAAGAUGGGCCCACCACCGCACUCUAUGUGGACAGGGUGCCUGUCAUGAACACCACUGGCCCCAUUCAUGAUGUGGACAGGAUCAUCCUAGGCAGAGGCAUUCAGCCACACACAGGAAAUGAACUAGCUGGAUUCUCAGGAUGUGUUGAGUAUUUCAAAUUCAACGGGCAUGUUCUGCCAUUUGACGGGUUCAGUGAGGUGGUGCAUUUCCGGGCCAGUCCAAUGCUGUCCCACACAGGAUGCUUAUUUCAGGAUGCAUGUAGCAGUCCAAAUUGCUGGGAAGAGAAUUCUUCCAUUGCAUCUUGCUCAUCUAAAGCAUGCCAAAAUGGAGGCACCUGCAACAAUACUGACCUGAGCAACACGUCAUGCACCUGCCUGCCUAACUUCGAAGGGAAACACUGUGAAUUGUGCUCAUCUUCAAAACACAACCCCCCUCUUUGCUCUGAGGCCAACCAUGGGGCGCCACUGUGGAUUAUUGGGGCCAUUCUUCCAACAUCCCUUGUUCUUAUCAGCUUGGCACUGCUUGUUCUCCUCAGACAGCUUGGAUCAAAGUCUCAUACUCAAAGUAUGAUACCUGACAAGACUUCUAGGUACCCUGAAUGGGGUGAGCAGGGCAUGGACAACAAGGCCUUUCAUGGAGAGAGUGGAAAUGUACUCCAGCAGACCAAAUGCAUCAAAGCAGGAAAUCAUCCUGACAUUAUCAGGGAUGAGUUGCAGGAUAACCAGACAUUAGACCAUGUUGCCCAGAGUGGCAGGGAAACCAGACCUGUCUCGUUGCAGACAGACCCCAGAAACAGUGAAAUUGAGUACUAUGAAGUAGAUAGCUUUUGUAGCAUUUUUCAGUCUGAAACAUACACUGAGAUAGUGGAACCAGUCCACAAGAAUAAAGAGUGGCCCCUGCAAACAACUGUGCAGCGAGAGUUUGUAGACAGGCAGAGGCAAGAAAACUUAACUCAGAGGCAUUCAGCUGGACCAGAUUCUUCAAAGUCUGACUGGGGAGGAGAGCGACCCCACCAGGGAGAUGUAAUCUGCAACUGCAUUGGAAGAGGACACUUACAUCAAUCAGAUUACAAACUCAAAUCAAGUAAAAAGUGCACCCAACAUUCCAUGAGGAAAAUCCAGACCCCUACUGUAGAGGUACUCCCCAUGGGGCUCUCUGUGGAUGAGCUGAGAAGGCUGACUGCAAAACUGGACAAGCAGCUAACUGCUGGUGUAGGGCAUCCAGAAUGUUCUCAGCCUAAACCAGAGGACAGCUCCUCUGAAAGUGAUUCCCACAGCGGCUUCACUUGCUCAGUGCAUGAGAGUGAGAGGGAGCUGCCCUUCAUCAACCUGGGGGAACAGGAACAUAUCAGUGAAAACACCUACUCUCCUCUAAAGAGUGGGGCUCCACUUGCAGAGGUCAAGGGGGAUGUGGAUGAUCACUCUAAUGAAACUGUACAACACUGGGAACGCCUGCUGAAUCUUGGUCUGCACUUUGACACCUAUUCCCACAUAUUUGAGGACAUUGCAGCACUGACAAUAGACCAUAAAAAUGACUCUGAUGUGCAAAGUGAUGGGGAAGAAAUCAUAUAAUGGAGACUAAGGAUAUUCCCUGUUCGCCCGAGCAUUGCAUGGAACUGACAUUAGUAAAAUAUAUUUGGACAAAAGAAUAUAAUCUAUGCAAGCCUCAAAGUGUGAUCAAUGUAUUUUUUGUCUAAAUUCUUUUCCCAGGCACAGCCUAUGCUUUUGUAGUAGUAUUUUUUGUUCCCCAAUGAUUCAUAAAAUGCAGCCACAUCCUUUUUCACGUCAUUCUUGUCUUCUCUAACAAGGUUUCUAAAGCAAUGUUUGUAAUUAAAAUUAUCAUGUGGACUGUG